Messenger RNA from Diorhabda carinulata, 1125 nucleotides. RefSeq names its product transcription factor Adf-1-like. Gene Ontology annotation, biological process: regulation of transcription by RNA polymerase II. The record is from RefSeq and is a predicted model, not a curated record. Gene Ontology annotation, cellular component: transcription regulator complex; nucleus. The coding region runs from base 342 to 1037 and encodes 231 amino acids. Lineage: Eukaryota; Metazoa; Arthropoda; Insecta; Coleoptera; Chrysomelidae. The transcript has 6 exons.
UUGAAUGUGAUAAAAUGACCAUUUUCCUCGAAGAUUUUAAAAAAUAUAAGUUGGGAUCUAACGUUUUGAAAAUAAUUUAUCCGUACUAUUAUGAUUAUGUAUUAAUUUGUUAGACGUAACCAGUAAUUUAUCUAUGAAUAUAAUGAAACAUUUAAACCAUAUGCCAUACGUCUAUUAUAACACGUAACCUAAAAACAUUAUAAAUUGAAAUAUUUCUUCACACAUUCGCAGUUGAAUUGUAUGAAAUGUAUAUUAUUUAAAAUAAAUGUAUACUGGUUUGUGAUGUAUCUCCAAUUUACCAGGCUUCAUCUUAUUUUAGAGAAAACUAACAAUAUUUCAAAAUGACUGAAUCUGAUUUGACUUCUGUGUGGGAUGUUGAUAUUGGACUAUUAAUUAAGAUGGUUAAAAAUUUUCCUUAUCUUUAUAACCAAAAUUAUGAGGAAUUUAAAAAUGUAGAAUUGAGAGAACGAACAUGGGCGAAAAUUUCAACAAACCUCAAAAUUUCUAUCAGUGAUUGUCAAAGACUUUGGAAAAAUUUAAGAGACAAAUAUAGUCGAGAGAGAAGGUCACUCAAUGGACAAGGAAGUUCCGCCUGGGAAUUUUAUGAAUCAAUGAAAUUUCUCGAUGGUUUCGUACGUCGUAGAAGAAGGGCGAAGAAAUCUCAAAAUAGAAAUUUGAUUAACAAUUCAAGUACCAAGAAUGAGAUUAAAAAGGAAGAUAAUAAUUCAGCUACCGAGAUUCAAGUAUGGGACGAAGAGACUGUCGAUUCGAGCAUUUCCCCAGAAAAUUUACAAUUUUUAGAGGAUGAAAAUUAUGAUAACGGAGAGGCGGAAAUUACGUUAGAUCUGAUUGAUAAUUUACCAGUGAAAGAGGUUAACGAACAAGAGAAUUCGGUUAAUAUUGUAAGAUAUCGAACAUCCGAAGAGGCUUUUGGUGCUUACGUGGCCUCUAGACUUUUAGAUUUUCCUUUAGAUGAUCGACAAGCGAAGAAAGUCAAAAUAUUCAAAGUUUUGGAAGAUCUAGAUCAUAUUUUGUAGCUCUGAUUAUUAUUUUAUAUAUAUAUGUAUAUGUUUUGUUAUAGAACUCGCACGUAAAUUUUGUAUAAAUGUUAAAAAAAUAAUUUUU